CAGCGGGAGCCGAGGAGCGCGCGGAGCCUGCCAUGGGCAAAUCAGCUUCCAAGCAGUUUAAUGACGAGGUCCUGAAGGCCCACAAUGAGUACCGGAAGCAGCAUGGCGUCGCCGCGCUGAAGCUCUGCAAGAAGCUCAACCGGGAGGCUCAGCAGUAUUCAGAGGCCCUGGCCAGCACAAGGAUCCUCAAGCACAGCCCGGAGUCCAGUCGUGGCCAGUGCGGGGAGAACCUGGCGUGGGCAUCCUAUGAUCAGACAGGAAAGGAGGUGGCUGAUAGAUGGUACAGUGAAAUAAAGAACUACAACUUUCAGCAGCCUGGCUUCACUUCCGGGACAGGACAUUUCACUGCCAUGGUAUGGAAGAAUACAAAGAAGAUGGGAGUGGGGAAGGCAUCUGCAAGUGAUGGGUCCUCCUUCGUGGUGGCUAGAUACUUCCCAGCAGGGAAUGUCGUCAACCAGGGCUUCUUUGAAGAAAAUGUCCUGCCUCCAAAGAAGUAAUUUGUCCAAUGUAACGGGAAGGUGGCAGACUUAAGAACUUGGAUUCGAAGUGCCUAGAACAACAAAAACUCAGCUAUGUGUCUGUCCCUGUGGGUGUGUGUGCUUGCUUGUGUGAUGCUAUGAGUGUCUUGAGCACACACUCGGUUUUACAGUUCUGCAUGAAUUCAUUCUUACCAAAGAAAUGAGCAUAUGAAGCCUUUACCUUGAUGGUUCCCUAGACUGCAAUUAUUUGGACUUUGGGGGGGAAAAAUCAAUUUUUAAACUUUAAAAAAAUUUUUUAAGCCAACUCCUUUUGUACCUUUCUUACUUAUAAUAUCCAUCCCUGGACUUUCUGUAUUCCAAAUGUUUGUGAUGCUGAGAAAAUGAAGUUCAUUUUAUGUGACCUUCAUGCAUUGUAAUCUACUUUUGGUAGAUAUUUAAGAAUAUUAAACCCUCAUUAAAUGUGACAC
Kogia breviceps (pygmy sperm whale) is the source of this 946-nucleotide messenger RNA. RefSeq names its product GLI pathogenesis related 2 (gene GLIPR2). Lineage: Eukaryota; Metazoa; Chordata; Mammalia; Artiodactyla; Physeteridae. The record is from RefSeq and is a predicted model, not a curated record. Gene Ontology annotation, cellular component: extracellular region.